This is a messenger RNA of Sphaeramia orbicularis (orbiculate cardinalfish), 1302 nucleotides long. Its product is annotated as complement C1q tumor necrosis factor-related protein 4-like. Gene Ontology annotation, molecular function: protein binding. NCBI's taxonomy places the organism in Eukaryota, Metazoa, Chordata, Actinopteri, Kurtiformes, Apogonidae. The transcript is spliced from 3 exons. The record is from RefSeq and is a predicted model, not a curated record. Bases 3 to 1082 code for a protein of 359 amino acids.
UGAUGGUGCGAGCAGACUUCUUCGUUCUGCUGUUCUUAACCCAUGUGAGCGUCGUGUGGGGUUUCGCUCGUCUUAUGGAUGACGUGGAACUGCGAUCGGCGUUCUCGGUGGCACGCACCAGCAGCAUGGAGGGCGGGCCCAAGAUGACGGUGACCUUCGACACCGUGUAUAUCAACAUCGGAGGAGACUUCGAGCCCAAGAGCGGUGUGUUCCGCUGUCGGAUCCCCGGAGCUUAUUACUUCUCCUUCACCGUGGGGAAGUUUCCGCACAAAGACCUGUCCGUGAUGUUGAUGAAGAACAGGAACGAGGUGCAGGCCAUCGUAUACGAGGAGAACGCCGGAGAGGAGAGGAAGGUGCAGAGUCAGAGCGUGAUGCUGCAGCUGGAGUUCGGCGACACCGUGUGGCUCCGCCUCCACGGCGACCCUCGCUACGCCCUCUACAGUAACACGGGACACUACACCACAUUCAACGGUUACCUGAUCUACCCUGACACCUACGGGUACCAGACGCACCGCCAGAGCCCCGCCCACACUUCCCAGCAGCCCCUGCAGGAUCGUGUCAGACCCACGACCAUGACCACGGACCAGGACCGGGACGACGAGGACGACGACGAAGACGAUGACCAGCGGUCCGCGUUCUCGGUGGGACGGACCCAGAGCAUAGUGGGCGUGGAUCAGAUGGGGAUGCCGCAGCACCAGCCCGUCGGCUUUGACACAUCGUUCGUUAAUAUCGGCGAGGACUUCAACGUGACAGAGGGCGUGUUCUCCUGCCGCAUCCCCGGCGUCUACUACUUCUCCUUUAACGUGGGGAAGCUGCCCCAGAAGACGCUGUCGGUGAAGCUGAUGAAGAACCACCUGGAGGUGCAGGCCAUGAUCUACGACGACAGCCAGGGCGAGAAGGCGCUGCAGAGCCAGAGCCUGAUGCUGGCGCUCAAACCCGGAGACACCGUCUGGUUGUACUCGCACCAGAAGGACGGCUUCGGCGCCUACAGCAACCACGCCAAGUACAUCACCUUCACCGGGUUCCUGGUCUACCCCAACCUGCCCUCCGACGACGCCGGACAGGCCGACAAGAAACCGUAGCUGCGGAGCAGGGUUAGGGCGGGGCCAGAGAAGGGUUAGGGCAGAGCCAGAGCAGGGUUAGGGUGGAGCCGGAACAGGGUUAGGGCGGAGUCGGAGCAACUCGUGAAGGAUUAAAAGUUGCAGCUUGACCUUUCCUCUUCCAAAAAAACCUCCAACAACAUCACAAAGAUUCAGCAAAAAGGAGAAACAGCGCAAAGGCUGAGGUUGAUCUGACAGCUCA